Messenger RNA from Homalodisca vitripennis (glassy-winged sharpshooter), 3361 nucleotides. RefSeq names its product putative elongator complex protein 1. Gene Ontology annotation, molecular function: protein binding; tRNA binding. Gene Ontology annotation, cellular component: cytosol; elongator holoenzyme complex. The record is from RefSeq and is a predicted model, not a curated record. Gene Ontology annotation, biological process: tRNA wobble base 5-methoxycarbonylmethyl-2-thiouridinylation. NCBI's taxonomy places the organism in Eukaryota, Metazoa, Arthropoda, Insecta, Hemiptera, Cicadellidae.
UAGCGUAUGUGGAUAUUGGCAAAAAGGCAGUGGCACGUUGUGUUAGUGUUGUGUCAAAAGUGAGGUUAAAUUUGUUGGGGUUUUUUAAUAGUAUCUGUUAACUAAUAGAGGUAUGCGAAAAUGAAAAACCUAAAGCUUUUGGUAAACAUUAGACACUCUCUAAGCGAUAUAGAGGGUAGUCAGUUGUUUACAGUCGCAUCAUCUGAUGAUUACAGUAAUAACAUUUUCAAAAGAAGUGGUUAUGUUUUUGUGUAUAAUGAAGGUGAAAUUUUUGCUAUCACCCCUGUGGAAGGAACUUGUAUUCAUAUUGCUUCUAUAAAAGAUCAGUACAAAGAAAAAACUGCUGCUGCUUCUAUGUUUUACAAUGGUGUCCUUAAUUCAUUAAACAUAGCUCUAGAAAUGGGUGAUAUAUUAACUAUCCCUCUUCAAGAUGAUCUAUCAUUAAUGCAGGAAAGAAUACAAUGUGUAGUAAUGAUUGGCCCUGGGAUUCAGGUUGCUGCCAUAAGUCCUGACACAGAAUCCAUUGUUUUCCUGGCUGGCAAUAACUCUUUAAUUGUGAUGACUGGAAAUUUUGAUCAUGUCAACCACACAGAUCUCUUAAUUUCUGAUAAAGGAGAACAAGAAAUGGUAAAUGUUGGUUGGGGUAAAAAGGAAACACAGUUUCAUGGAUCAGAGGGAAAGGCAGCAGCAAAGAAGAAACUGACCAAUGGAGGAAUAGCAAAUGACUCAAUUUUAACAGAUCAGAAUCAAAAGCCAAAUAUUUCUUGGCGUGGUGAUAGUACUCUGUUUGCUGUUAGUUAUUUGUGCAAACUGAAAAACUAUUUUAAAGUAAAAAUAUUUGAUAAAACUGGGCGUUUACAGUGCACUAGCGAAUUUCUUCCAGGUCUUGAAAGUGUGCUCUCAUGGAGACCCACUGGUCUUAUAGCACUUUCUCAAAGACUGCCAAACAAGCAUGUAAUUUGUUUCAUGGAAAAGAAUGGGCUGAAACAUGGAGAUUUCACACUCCCAUCAAAUUUGAAGGUGUUAGAACUGUCCUGGAACUGCGAGUCGACGAUAUUGAGCGCUGUGUGUGUGGACGAGUCGGCAAAUCAACCAUGUGUUCUGAUUUGGACUACUGCCAACUACCACUGGUACCUGAAACAAAAAUUGAACUUGUGUUCCCCUGUGGUGGCACUGCACUGGGACGAGACAAUCGGUAACCUCGUCCAUAUCUUGCUGGUAGACGGUACCUACCUUGCCCACCAGUGGGUGUGGACUGUGGACCACAGUGCUGGCAUAUCACCGGACGAUCUGGGUGUCGUGGCCGUCAUUGAUGGCUGUGACCUGAAGUUAUCCGCAUUCAAGAGAUCCGUCAUCCCUCCUCCAAUGUGUGAAGCCACAGUCACCCUCCCCUCCCCUGCCCUGCAAGUAAUGUUCUCCCCUCAUGUAGACAACAGCUCUUCUGAGUCAAGUCCGAACGACCUCUGUGUGUACUUGAGCGACGGAAAUCUGUCAUUUGUGAAGGGAAUGGAGACAGACCCACAACUUUGCAGUACAGUUCCAGUAAAUUUGAAGUGUGAGGAACUGAAAUCUGCCUUAUUGCCGAGUCCUGCCUGCCUGUCUCACUGGCUCUGGUUGUCCCAGGAUCAACUGUUGUGUGUAUUCCACAGCGGUUCUUCUCAUCUAUGCCAUAUCCUGGUUGAUGAUGAGUGUGCCACUGUUGGAUGGACAAUGCCUCUAGAUGAACCAGUGUUGACACUAACACAGAAGACAGGAUCAUCAGGUGCUCUGAUUCAGCUGAGUUCUGGGACAGUCCUGGAUUUCCAAGACUCACUCAGUCCUUCCUUCACACUACCAGAGCCAUGUGUUUCAGUGCGCAGUAUGGGUCAGCACAUAAUCACGCGUGCUCACAACAAUCGACUCUAUGUUGACAGAGAACUGAUAGCAGAUAAUAUCACUUCCUUCUACUGCCUCCCUCACUUCUUGGUGAUGACCUCAAGCAGUCACGAGUUGUAUGUUACGAGUGCUGAAUUGGGUUUUAAGGUGGAGAAGGAGAGCGGAACUAACACGGCACGCCGGUUGGAGCGGGGGGCAACCGUGGUUGUAGCGAUGGACCAUUCAGUUGUUCUGCAACUACCCCGAGGCAAUCUGGAGACGGUGGAGCCGCGGGCACUUACUCUGGUCACAGCUGGUAAACUGCUGGACAUGGGAGAGUUUAAGGCAGUCGCACAGUUAUUGCGGAGACAGAGGAUCAAUCUGAACCUGUGCGUUGAUCACAACCCAUCGGCAUUUCUGUUGUCAGUACACAGAUUUGUGGCGCAAGUGCACGACCCACAGUGGCUCAGCGUGUUCCUGGCGGAGUUGACAGAGGAGGAUGUUACUCGCACCAUCUACUCAGGCUUUUACAAACAAAUGGUGCCUCGCGGUCCCCCACUGGCUGACAAGGUAGUGAGAGUGUGUACUGCACUGCGUGAAGCAAUGACUCAGUCCAACGAAAACCAGGACUUUUAUCUGCAGCCGAUCCUGAGUACGUACGUGCGCGCUGGACAUGUAGGUGAAGCUAUCUCCCUAGCCGACAGUGACCAGGCGCUGAGCUACCUCGCUCUGCUGAUUGACACAGAUAAACUCUAUGAGGAGGCCCUCGGCGUGUACAAUCUGCAGAAGGCGCUAAAGAUUGCUGGAAAGUCUCUCAAAGAUCCCAAGGAGUAUGUGCCGUACUUGACCAAAUUGCAGCAAAUGGAUCCUGCGUACAUGAGAUUCACGAUUGACAAGCGGUUGCGGAAGCCACAGUCCGCGCUGCGUAACCUCGUGCAGUGCAAGGAUCGGACAGAAGAAUGCUACAAUUUGUGGAAAAGCUCAGGACUCUACACUCUAGCUCUGGAGUUAUUCAAGGAUCAACCUGAAGAGUACAAGCAGAUCUGUUUGCUCUACGGAGAUCAUCUGUUGAACAAGCAACUCUACGAGGAGGCUGGCUUGAUGUAUCAGAGAGGAGGGGAUGUCGACAAGGCAAUCACAGCUCUCACCCGGGCAGGCAGUCUGCUCCAGUGUCUCACUCUUGCAGCUAAACAAAACUUCAGCGAGGAAGCCUUGGUAGAAUUUCACCUGGCGUUGUUGUCAGCACUGCUGAACCAGGAGAAGCAUUCUGAAGCUGCUGAGUUACACAGCCUGAUGGGAAAACAUGAGGAGGCAGUCUCGUGUUUGGUGGAGGGCCGACUGUGGUCUCGGGCUAUCUUCCUGUGUCAUCAACACAAAACAACCGCAGCUUGUCGAAUCGUUGGUAAAGCCAGUUCUUCUUGAAUCCCAGAGUCGCUCAGUCAUGGAUAUUCGUGCAAAGGUGGCAGAUAUGGAAAAGCACUCGACCAGACUGCUUAUUGUGCGGGGG